This is a messenger RNA of Bactrocera dorsalis (oriental fruit fly), 973 nucleotides long. RefSeq lists its product as uncharacterized. The record is from RefSeq and is a predicted model, not a curated record. Bases 252 to 779 code for a protein of 175 amino acids. The transcript is spliced from 3 exons. NCBI's taxonomy places the organism in Eukaryota, Metazoa, Arthropoda, Insecta, Diptera, Tephritidae.
AAUGCAUCGAAUCAACUAUAAACAGUUAUGCGUAUGUAUGUAAGUACGAGUGUGUGCAUAUUUCCUUUACCGACAAAAAUCGGAAGUGGUAUUUAAUGCGACAAAAGAAAGCGCCGGCGUUUUAUAAUCAAAUGAGACUUUGAAGUGUCUGGUGUGUUGAACGAUUCGUAGUAGUGGACUCAUUAUAAAAGAGUAUACUAUACUCUUGCAAAAAAUCAGAGGAAGCGGGAUUAAAAGUGAAAUAAUUGAGAAUGGAUUCGAAAUUAGCUGCCUACAUCGGCCUGGGUACAGCUUUAUUCAUCAUUGCACUUCUUGGCACACCUUGUACUGCACAUUCCUCUUCACAGACGACAGUUGUACAACACAGCACGAGCAGUGAUCCCGCAGCAGAUGGUUUCUGGAAACGUAAUGUCGAUUGGAAGUCACGCUGGGUGAAAUAUUGGCGACCGAAAGCCAUCUACGUGCCCAUCUGGAAGAAGGUCUGGACUCCAGUAGUGCAAAACGAAUGGGUGCCAUUGCCGAAAGUGCCACCAGGCUGGGAGGUGCGCAAGGAUGGUGUGAGCGAUAGCACCAAUAGUGGUUGGAAGAGCAGUAGCAGCUACGUUAAAGACUCUUCGAGCUCAUCCAGCAGCAGCAGUGGUCUGCGUACGGGCAAAAGUUACAGUGGUUGGAGUAGUGGGAGCAGCAGUAGUUACGGUUCUAGUUAUAGCAGUAGCGGCAGUCGUGGCUGGCAGAAAGGUGUAAAACGCACCCGUGUACGAGAAGUAAACGUUGACUAGCGUGGAGAAGUUGCCGACUUAACUUGUAUGCCUUGUAUGUAUGUAUGUACAUAGUUAAUACUAGUUCUCAGGUUUAUUUAUUUAAUUUAUUAUAGUUUGUAUAUUUUGUUCCACUAGUAUUAAAUUUAAUCAUGUAAUAUACUUACUUAAAUAACAUUUAAUUUUAAUAACCGAUUUCUUGAUAUCUUCAACUG